This is a messenger RNA of Bufo gargarizans (Asiatic toad), 2756 nucleotides long. RefSeq names its product erythrocyte membrane protein band 4.1 like 4A (gene EPB41L4A). The transcript has 23 exons. The record is from RefSeq and is a predicted model, not a curated record. The coding region runs from base 177 to 2210 and encodes 677 amino acids. Gene Ontology annotation, cellular component: cytoskeleton. Lineage: Eukaryota; Metazoa; Chordata; Amphibia; Anura; Bufonidae. Gene Ontology annotation, molecular function: cytoskeletal protein binding.
CAUAGAUUUGCUGUAUAGCCCUGGCAACCCCAGUGUACACGGUGCGGGCGGAGAACAUGCGCGGUGCCUGGCGGGGCUGCACAGGGGGCGCUCCAUCCGUCCGCACGCCGCUGUGACUGACGGGACACCUGCUCCUCUUUCGGCCCGGGCACGGUCCCGGCUGCCCCCGUGCAGUGAUGGGCUGCUUCUGCGCCGUCCCGGAGGAAUUCUAUUGUGAAGUUUUGUUACUGGAUGAGGCUAAGUUGUCACUGACCACCCAGCAGCAGGGGGUGAAGAAGUCAACUAAAGGCUCUGUUGUCCUGGACUACGUAUUCCGUCACCUAAACCUUGUGGAGAUAGAUUACUUCGGGCUACGCUACUGUGACAAAAACCAUCAGACGUACUGGCUGGAUCCAGCAAAGACUAUUUCAGAACACAAAGACUUGAUUAGCACUGGCCCUCCCUAUACUCUUUAUUUUGGGGUUAAAUUCUAUGUUGAAGAUCCGUGUAAACUGAAGGAAGAGAUAACUAGGUAUCAGUUCUUUUUGCAAGUGAAACAGGAUGUUUUACAAGGUCGGUUGCCUUGUCCUUUUAACAUUGCCGCUCAGCUUGGGGCCUAUGCCAUACAAUCGGAGCUCGGUGACUACGAUCCAUACAAGAACCUUGCUGGUUACGUGUCAGAAUAUCGCUUUGUGCCCGACCAGAAGGAGGAGCUAGAAGAAGCCAUUGAACGUAUACAUAAGACACUAAUGGGUCAGGUACCUGCUGUAGCGGAAUCAAAUUAUUUGUCAGUUGCCAAAUCCCUUGAAAUGUAUGGAGUUGACCUUCAUCCUGUCUACGGGGAAAACAACUCUGAAUACUUUUUAGGUCUCACCCCAGUAGGACUGGUUGCAUACAAGAACAAGAAGCAAGUGGGAAAAUAUUUCUGGCCUAGAAUUACAAAAAUUCAUUUCAAGGAGACACAGUUUGAACUGCGAGUUCUUGGAAAAGAUUGCUCUGAAACCUCAUUCUUUUUUGAAACCCGGAACAAGGUGGCCUGUAAGCAUCUGUGGAAAUGUUGUGUGGAACACCACACGUUCUUCAGGAUUCCUGAAAAUGAUCCAAACACUCUGACGAGUAAGCUUAGCAAACUUGGCUCCUUAGGCUCCAGACAUCGGUACAGUGGUAGGACUGCCUCACAAAUGUGCAGAGACCUGUCCAUCCAGCUGCCCCGGCCUGAUCAAAGGGUGGAGAGAAGCCGGAGCAAAACUUACCCCAAAAGAACAGCUCUCACGCAGCAGCCACCAGGGUCAAAAAAUUUAGAACAGAUAAUGACAAAUGGAGAAAAUGCAGAAAAUGAAGGCACAACCAAAAUUUUUGCCCCUUCGCCCAUAAAAAGUUCCAAGAAGGUCAAACAAGACAACAGCCCAGACACCCAAAGAAGUAAAGCAAGUGCCCCCUGGGAAGGCAACGGCUCUGCGAGUGGUCUGUAUAAUUCUCCCAAUGACCGCACUAAGUCACCAAAGUUCCCCAGCCCUCGACGGCGCAAUCAGUCUGGGAGUGAGAAUGAGUCCGGGCAACUUAUCAGGAGGAAAGGACAGAACAGUGGUGAGGAUUCUGAUCUCAAGCACAGGAGGAGGUCACGGUCACGCUGUAAUACCAGUAGCGGCAGCGAGUCGGAAAACUGCAACAGGGAACAUCGCAAAAAACGAAACAGGUUACGGCAGGAAAAUGACAUGGUGGAUUCUGCUCCACAGUGGGAAGCCGUUUUAAGAAGACAAAAGGAGAAGAACCAGGGUGACCCUAAUUUCCGGAGGUCAAGGCAUCGAUCUCGAUCGAGAAGCCCAGAUAUCCAAGCAAAAGAGGCAUUGUGGAAACACAUUCAGAAGGAACUGGUCGACCCCUCAGGCUUAUCUGCAGAACAAUUAAAGGAAAUUCCGUACAUGAAGAUAGAGACUCAAGGUGAUCCUAUACGUAUCAGACACUCUCACUCCCCCCGAAGCUUCCGCCAGUACAGGAAAUCACAGUGUUCUGACGGUGAAAGAUCAGUUCUGUCUGAAGUCAAUGCAAAAACUGAUCUUGUUCCACCUUUGACUGUGACACGAGCCUUGGAUACCCAUUGCACAACUGGACCUUCUUCACAGAGGCGAAACGGGUCCAAGGAUAGUUUGAUUGAAACUGGUGUUUCUCAUGGCAAGGAUGGAAAGCACAGUGUAAAAACCAUAAAAGCAGCACAGACCGCUGAAACCUGACAAUAAUGGAAAAUGGUGGUACUUCUGAACGGAUUAUCGAUGGACCAAGAACCCCCAUAAGUUCUAUUUCCAUGACAGACUAAAUGGAGGAUCUUUUCAGACCCUGGUCUCGCUGGAGCCUACAUCACAGUGAUCAUUAAUAGCAGAGUUAUUACCUGUGAGUGUUGUGGUCACUUCGCUGAAGAAAUUGUGGAAACCAAACACUCAACGACCUGAACAAAGCUUGUGUCUCAUCCAUCAGCCGCCAAUGUUACAGUGAACACCACAUGUGCUGCUCCAGUGCCAUUGUUACAAACCCCAGCUACACUUUUAUGUGGUCUGUGACGACAAAAGCCAAUCAUGUCUAGCUGCCGGAAUUUUUACACAUUUGACGUUACACAUACUUGUUUGGCACAAUCUUAGCUGUUAGUUGCUACACGGGCAUUUGGCCCAUAGAUGCUUGUAUACCAAGUGAUACAUUAUUUGUAAAAUUGUUUUUAUUUUGAGGACUUUGAAUUUAUUUUAUUCUUGCAGUAUUAAAAUCCAAAAGUAUUUAAGAAUAAAAGU